CCUGUCUCUCUCUUUUUUUUUCUUUUCAAAUGGACGUCGUAUCUACCACCACCCUGCCUCUCUCAGAGCUUCCUCAGUCUAGCGAUGAGAUGGAUAUGGACAACGAUGUCUACUUCGAUCGCACCACGUCUUCGCUACCUGCCAGCGCCUUAGACAGAGCUGCCAUGGCUAAACUCAGACUUGAGAACUACUACAAAGACGCAAUUGGAAGGGCUAUAGAACGCAAACAACGAUACACCGAUUUGGAAGCCAAAUUGACCGCUGGCAAAACUAGCGAAGAGCGCAAGCAAAAGCAACUACAAGCUUUAGGUGAUAAGGAGUCAGAUUUUCUCAAACUGAGGCGAACGAGAUUGACUCUUACCGACUUUAUCACCAUUAAAGUCAUUGGGAAAGGUGCUUUUGGAGAGGUCAGAUUGGUGCAAAAGGAGGACACUGGAAAGAUUUACGCUAUGAAAACAUUGAGAAAGGCUGAUAUGAUGCAAAAGGACCAGUUAGCACAUGUAAAGGCAGAAAGAGAUGUGCUCGCUGAAUCCAAUUCUCCAUGGAUUGUUCAGCUCUAUUAUUCGUUCCAAGACUCUCAAUACUUGUAUCUGAUUAUGGAGUUCUUACCGGGUGGUGAUUUGAUGACUAUGCUUAUCAAAUACGACACGUUCUCUGAAGAUGUGACUCGAUUUUACAUGGCAGAAUGUAUUCUUGCCAUUGAAUUCGUACACAAGAUGGGUUUUGUACACAGAGAUAUAAAACCAGACAACCUAUUAAUUGACAAAGAUGGCCAUAUCAAACUGAGCGACUUUGGUCUAUCAACUGGGUUUCAUAGAACACACGAUUCACAAUACUACCAACGACUGAUGACUGCAAACAGAGACAAGGAUAACACAUCCGUCUCGAUGCCAAAAUCUGGUAGUAUCACCCUGACAUUGUCCAGCAAAGAUAAAAUUGAAACAUGGAAGCGAAACAGACGAGCACUGGCGUAUUCCACGGUCGGUACGCCAGAUUAUAUUGCGCCAGAAAUAUUUCAACAGCAAGGUUAUGGACAAGAGUGUGACUGGUGGUCACUUGGUGUCAUUAUGUUUGAGUGCCUAUGUGGAUAUCCUCCAUUCUGCUCUGAGAACCAUCAUGAAACAUACCGAAAAAUCAUGUCCUGGAGAGAAAGCUUGAUAUUUCCGGAUGAUAUUGUUCUAAGUUGGGAAGCAGAGGAUCUGGUCAGACGAUUAAUAUGCUCGCCUGAUCAGCGUUUGGGAAGGAACGGGGCGGAAGAGAUAAAGGCGCAUCCAUAUUUUGCAGGCUUCAAUUGGGAUGGGGUUCGUGAAAGCGUUGCUGCUCACGUACCGCAGCUUCAAAGCAUCACCGACACCAGCUACUUCCCAACCGAGGAUUUAGAUCAAGUGCCGGAUAUGCCAAGUAUGGAGGACUCUCAACCACAUCCGUCGGACGCACAAGCCGAUCUAGCAUUUGUAGGCUACACAUACAAGAGAUUCGAAUACCUCACUAGCAAGAACGCUUUGUAAGGAAAGCUGACGAUCUGUGCCAGCGAAGACGGCGUUAUAUCCAUCGAUGAUACCUUAGCGAUAUGCCACCCAUAUCGGCUAUCAUUUCAUACCCGUAAAAGAAAAUUCUAACUUAAAAUACGUUCGUA
Molecule: messenger RNA, 1636 nt
Organism: Umbelopsis ramanniana AG
Lineage: Eukaryota; Fungi; Mucoromycota; Umbelopsidomycetes; Umbelopsidales; Umbelopsidaceae
Exons: 8
Coding region: 30-1508 (492 amino acids)
Biological process (GO): intracellular signal transduction; peptidyl-serine phosphorylation
Molecular function (GO): protein serine/threonine kinase activity; ATP binding
Source: RefSeq, a predicted model, not a curated record